AUGACGUCACACCUUCCCUUCGGAAGGCUCCCUUCCGAAGCUUGGAAGGAGACCACCCGUGACGUCAUACCUUACCUUCGGAAGGCUAUCUUCGGAAGGCUACCUUCGGUAGGCCACCUUCGGAAGGCUAUCUUCGGUAGGCCACCUUCGGCCACCCCCCAUGACCGAAAAGGUAAAUUCUAG
Molecule: messenger RNA, 183 nt
Organism: Prunus armeniaca (apricot)
Lineage: Eukaryota; Viridiplantae; Streptophyta; Magnoliopsida; Rosales; Rosaceae
Source: the annotation of a GenBank genome assembly